UGGGUUUAGUGCUGUCCUGUUGUGGGGACGCACUCCUCGUUUGGCCCAAAUGUUUCUUAUGGGGAAUGUUGUCCUUCGCACUGGCCCACAUCUCAUACAUCACUGCAUUUGGUUUCUAUCCGUUUAAUAUGAGCGCCGGUGCUCUCUGUGCGCUAUUGGGAGCUGUCGUUCACUACAUAAUGUAUCCCAAUCUUCAAGUAUAUAGUGUAGCGGUUCCCACGUAUAACCUGCUGCUGCUGGUGAUGGUGUGGAGGGCGGUGUCGAGAGUACAGCUGUUUGAAGACCUGUGGACGUGGACUAAGCUUUGCUCGUGUUUUGGGGGCAUUUUGUUCGCCAUUUCAGACACAGUGUUAGGUCUGCGAGAGUUCGGUCUAAUCAGUCAUCUGGUGUCCCAACAACAGUGCCAACUGCUUGUGAUGAUCACCUAUUAUGCGGCG
Oppiella nova is the source of this 437-nucleotide messenger RNA. The record is from the annotation of a GenBank genome assembly. Lineage: Eukaryota; Metazoa; Arthropoda; Arachnida; Sarcoptiformes; Oppiidae.